Triticum urartu is the source of this 2432-nucleotide messenger RNA. RefSeq lists its product as uncharacterized. The record is from RefSeq and is a predicted model, not a curated record. Gene Ontology annotation, biological process: carbohydrate metabolic process. NCBI's taxonomy places the organism in Eukaryota, Viridiplantae, Streptophyta, Magnoliopsida, Poales, Poaceae. Gene Ontology annotation, molecular function: catalytic activity; carbohydrate binding.
GGCCGCACUUGAGAGAGCCGCCAAGCCAACUGUUACCGGCCAACAACCCCCAAACGAAUUGAAGAGAGGCGGGGCGGACCACGCCAUUGCCGCACCUCCUCCCCCUCCUCCUUGGCUUCAACUCCACGCACGCACGCAUGCAUGCUUGCUUUCCAAACCAAGGGAUAAUUGGCCGCCCAUCCAUCUAAACAUCGCCACCACACACCACAUUAUUCUCCAGGCACGCACAAGGAUCGAUCAGUGGAGGGGGUCCGUCGUCCUCUCACACCAUGGCGAAACUUAGCUGCAGGAGCCUGGUGCGCUGUUGUUUGGGCCCUCCACGGGAAGGGGAAGCCGGCGACGCCAUGGACGGUGUUAAGCUCAAGGUCACCAGCAGAUACGUUAUAAUUAAAAAUGACAUAUUCGAGCUGACGCUGUCCAACCCCGACGGUAUUGUAACUGGCGUGCACUACAACGGUGUGGACAAUCUUAUGGAGAUUCUUAACAAAGAAGACAACCGAGGGUACUGGGACAUUGUUUGGAAUUCACCAGGACAGCGAACUGGAAUAUUUGAUGUGAUCAAAGGCACAGAGUUCCGCAUCAUACAUCAUGAUGAAAACCAGGCUGAGGUCUCCUUCACCAGAUCAUGGGAUCCUUCGCAGGAAGGGAAAGCUGUUCCGCUCAUCAUCGACAAGAGGUUCAUCGUGCUUCGCGGCUCCUCGGGAUUCUACACCUACGGAAUCUAUGAGCACAAGGAAGGGUGGCCUGAUUUUGGCAUUGGGGAGACCAGAGUGGCCUUCAAACUUAGAAAAGACAAGUUCCAGUACAUGGCAAUGGCUGACAACAGGCAGAGAAUAAUGCCGAUGCCUGAUGACCGGUUGCCUCCCCGCGGCCAGCAAUUAGCAUACCCUGAGGCUGUCCUGCUUGUGGACCCAAUUAAUCCUAAACUCAGAGGGGAGGUCGAUGACAAGUACCAAUACUCGUGUGAAGACCGAUACAAUAGUGUCCAUGGAUGGGUGUCAUCUGAUCCUCCGAUUGGCUUCUGGCAAAUCACGCCCAGCGACGAGUUCCGUACUGGAGGACCUCUGAAGCAGAACUUGACAUCUCAUGUCGGGCCCACUAUGCUCGCUAUGUUUCUUAGCGCUCAUUAUGCUGGAGAUGACCUUUCGCCCAAGUUCACGAAUGGAGAAUAUUGGAAAAAGGUUCAUGGACCGGUGUUCAUGUACCUUAACUCCAGUCAGGACGGAUCAGACCCAAGUCUACUAUGGGAGGAUGCAAAAGUUCAGGUGAUGAUGGAGAAACAGAGCUGGCCCUAUGAUUUUGCACUUUCAGAGGAUUUCCAGAAGACUGAGCAAAGAGGUUGUAUCUCUGGUAGAUUGCUUGUAAGAGACAGGUAUAUUAUAGAGGAUGAGGAUCUUUAUGCCGCAUCAGCCUAUGUAGGCUUAGCAUUACCAGGAGAGGCUGGAUCGUGGCAAAGAGAGUGCAAGGGGUACCAAUUCUGGUGUCAAGCAGAUGCAGAUGGUAGCUUCUACAUAAAGAACAUUGUAACUGGAAACUACAACCUAUAUGCGUGGGUUCCGGGUUUCAUCGGGGACUACAGAUUCGACGCCACACUAACAAUUUCUUCAGGGGACGAUAUCUAUCUGGGUGACCUCGUGUUCGAGCCACCGAGAGACGGCCCUACCAUGUGGGAGAUCGGAAUACCCGAUAGGUCUGCUGCCGAGUUCUACGUUCCAGACCCCAACCCCAACUAUGUCAACAGACUCUUCAUCAAUCAUCCUGACAGGUUCAGGCAGUAUGGGCUUUGGGAGAGAUACGCAGAGCUGUAUCCGGACCGUGAUCUGGUGUACACCAUCGGCGAAAGCAACUACAGCACUGAUUGGUUCUACGCUCAAGUUACCAGAAGAAGCGAUGGGGAUACGUACCAGCCCACCACAUGGCAGAUAAGGUUCAGCCUCGACGCCGUCCCUCCCAACAGCACGUACAAGUUCCGGGUGGCGCUCGCGUCUUCAGCCAACGCUGAACUGCAGGUCCGUUUCAACGACGAGGCACGGGCUGUGCCUCACUUCACCACGGGGCUCAUCGGGCGCGACAACGCGAUCGCGAGGCACGGGAUCCAUGGCCUCUACUGGCUCUUCAACGUGGGUGUGAGUGGAGCCUGGCUUGUCCGAGGGAUCAACACCAUCUAUCUGAAGCAGCCCAGGAACCAGAGCCCGUUCCAGGGGGUCAUGUACGACUACCUGCGUCUGGAAGGACCCUGUGCUGUGCCUGCCGCUAACUCAGGCCCAAAAGCUAAUUGAUUAAUCAGCCUGCCUUAGCCGUAUUGUAUUUGUGUAAGUGACACCUAGCUAGCUAGUACAGCUGUAAUGUAUAUGAUUCAGCAGAGCAUCCAUGUCCUAAUUAAUACCACGUCAUGCAUAAUCUGUAUAUGCCUGUGUUCUCAACUCUGUUUA